Aegilops tauschii subsp. strangulata is the source of this 804-nucleotide messenger RNA. RefSeq names its product 3-hydroxyacyl-[acyl-carrier-protein] dehydratase, mitochondrial. Gene Ontology annotation, molecular function: (3R)-hydroxyacyl-[acyl-carrier-protein] dehydratase activity. Gene Ontology annotation, biological process: fatty acid biosynthetic process. The record is from RefSeq and is a predicted model, not a curated record. Lineage: Eukaryota; Viridiplantae; Streptophyta; Magnoliopsida; Poales; Poaceae. Gene Ontology annotation, cellular component: mitochondrion.
ACAUCCCCGGCGCCGGGGGGAAAAGCUACCAGGGAUGCGUCUCGUCAGCCUCGCGCGCGCGGCCCCUCGCGUCCGCGCGGCGUCGACGGCGGCCACCCCCACCCUGGCGGCGGCGCUGAAGGUGGGCGACGCGCUGCGCCCGCGCCGGCGGCGGUUCACGGAGGAGGACGUGGCGGCGUACGCGGGGGUGAGCGGCGACCGCAACCCCGUGCACCUAGACGACGCCUUCGCGCGCGGGACGGGCGGCUUCCAGCGCGGCCGCGUGGUGCACGGCAUGCUCGUCGCCUCCCUCUUCCCCGCCCUCAUCGCCUCCCACUUCCCUGGAGCCGUGUACGCGAGCCAGUCCCUCAAGUUCGCGGCGCCGGUGCACGUCGGGGACGAGGUGGUCGCGCAGGUGCAGGCGCUCCACAUCAAGGCCACCGGCGCAAGGCACAUCGUCAAGUUCGCCACCAGGUGCUUCAUGGACGACGAGGAGACUCUCGCCAUCGACGGCGAGGCCAUGGCUUUUCUGCCCACACUGCAGCUCAGCACAGAGGCAAUCGAGUGACAAGUUUCAGGAAAGUGGGAGAAGGAACAAUGGAGCGUGAGAAGUAAGGCGGGGGAUAAUAUGCGGGAGUAGCAAAGACAGUGAUCCCAUAUUGGCUGUAACCUGAGAAGAUGUGUUCCCUCUUUCCCUCCAAAACUGAGCAGAAGCAAGUUGUACUGAGCAAAAGGAGAGCAAACAGUAAGCAUCAACCCCGUGGUAUUCCUUCAAAAAUUUAAACUUUAAACAGCACACUUCAGAUGUCUAAUGGACAAUUUUUA